UAUAGCUAUGCUACCGUUUCUGUGAAUUACCCUUUCAAAUUGCUGAGGAUUGCGCUGUGGGCAGACAAUAGCAGCGAUUUUGACUCUUGUUGGGUGCAGACUUUUCAAGUAGACACCCUCCCACGCUGGGCUCUCUAUGUCGAUACUAGCUAGCGUGGCUAAAACUAGCAGUGAAGACACAGCGGCAUGGACCACCGUGCGAGCUAGCAAUGCAACCGCAUACCCAGGGUCCCUGGCGGGCUUGUUCCAGCCCGCACUGAAGCCUGUGUCACUGCGUCUUCACUACUAGUUUUAGCUGCAGUCACACCUCCGAUUGCAGUGUAGACAUAACCUCUGUCUUUCCUUGUUGUUCUCCCAGACCGACGUUCUGUCAUUCAGCCCCACGGUGUCUGUCCGCUCAUGGUGUACGAAGAAACUCUGGUUUAGUUUGGCAGGUUGCUGGCCAAGGCUCUGUGAGCCACCUGGCAUGCUGGGUUAGGAUCUCUUCUACUCCCCCCCCACCCCCGGCAACUUGUUUUUGUGGCUGUCUCUCCAAAGUUGCCCUUGCCUGUCGGCUUCCCCUUCCCCUCUCAGUUUUGAACCCAAAAGAUGAACUCAGCGCCUGAGAUAAGCCUCGUGUUCUGUUAGUAUGAAUGAGUCAGUUCCUCAUCAUCCGAUUCUGCCUUCACUACAGGUCUGCACCAUUGGCAUUUUCUAUUUACAGUUGCAGAAGUAGCUCAAAAGUGAACUUUUUUCCUUUUCUUGCCCCCCCCCCCACCUUCUGUAUCUCACAAAUUAGGAAUAGCCAGACUGAGUCUGAUCACCGUCCCCGCAGCAUCUGAGCCCCUCCCAGUCUAAUGUACUUAUCCUCACAGCCCCCCUGCGAGGCAGGGCAUGGCUAUUAUCUCCAUUGUAUAGAGGGGAAACUGAGGUACAGAGAGGCGAAGGGGAAAAAUGUGCUAAUGCACCCACGUGAUUUAUUCAGAGUCGAUGAGGUUUGGACUCUUUGGUGUCUAGGUCAUUUUUGAAAAUGGGAGUUAGGUUCCUAAGUCACUUAGGUGCUUUUGAAAAUGUGCCACGAAGUGAAUUGUGCAAGGAAGCCUGAGGCAGCACAGGGACUUGACCCCACAUCUCCUGUGCCCCAGUCUAGCAUUUUAACCACUGCACCAUCCUUCCUCUCUAUAGCCAGCUCACUAUCGUGUCUCCUAAGGAGGCCAGUACCAGCUGCUUCAGAGGCAGCUGCAAGCCACCCUUGCGGUGGGCCGCUACGGAAUAACCUGCUUGUAAAGGAAUUUUCUUCCUGUCACCUUCACUUAGUGGCCGUGUAUGCCCUGAAGCAGGAAGGUCUAUUUCCCUUCCAAUCUUUUCUUCAAUCCCACCUAAAGUAUCUUUGGAGGCCCUCAUUACCAGUAUAAAAAUCCAAUCCUUGUGAAUCUGACUGAGCUGUUCACCUUGCUGAAAUCUUGUGGCAGUGAGUCCCACAGGCUAGCUGCCCACUGUGUACAAAUAAAACCGUUUCCUUUCCACAGUCUUUAACUGGCUGCCUUUUGCUGAAAAACGUCCCUUUGUUCUUGUGUUCUGGGAAGAUAACUAGGACUGUCCCAAGUUCUCUUCUCUCCAUUGUCUGCUGUUUUACAUACUCAAUCAUAUUCCCUCUCACAUCGUUUCUGGAAACUAAACCCUCUCCGCCUUUUCAAUCUGGAUGUUUUCCCAUAAGGCCCUCUCUGUUCUGGCAAUCUCCUUCUGGAGAUAGCGGGGCCAGGAUUGAAUCCAGUAUCCCAGGAAGAGACCUACCAUUGCUAUAGCUAUUACUAUUUGGAUUGCAGUCCCAGGAUCUCAAAUCGAGAUACACCGGGUGCUAUAGCAGUGAGUCAGUGCUGACUAGGCUAAAGCAACUCUCCUAGGGUCAUGGUGGUGCAGACACUGAGUCAGGGCGGGAUGUCUUUGUACAAGAUACACGCUUGCCCAGCCAGAAGGUCUGGGCUGGAUGCAGAAGUUACUGGGUGAGGUUCUGUGGCCGGUGGUAUGUAGUAGAUCAGACUAGAUGAUCGUAUUAUUUAGAUGGAAUGACAAUUUUAAUUGCCUCCCCCCCCCAAAAAAUCUAUUCUGAUUCCAAAAGGUGCUAGUGUGUCUCUUACAAUCCUAAUGGCUCAGACCCGUCAUGUUGAUUUAAUGUGUUUGCAGGAAUGGCUGGGACAUCGCUGCCAUUCCCAGCUAGCGUGGAGGUAAAUUAGCUUUGAAAAGGCUGUACACAUCCCUCUCCAAGGCCUUUGAGUGCCUUUUAGUGCAAAUUGCUUGUGCAUUUCUCGGUGAGGUUGUUUUCUUUCCUCCCUGGGGCCAUAUGCUGCUGUUUUGCAUGUUCGCUGGAUAACAUGCAGCUCUUAACUCUACUCCAUAAAUGCACUAUCCCAGCCUUGCUUAUCUAAAGUGCUUGGCCAGCCAGGUUUCAAACCCGGCGCUGAGUGUGUCUGCCUGUUCUCUUGACGGUAACUGGGAAACAGAUGCUGCCUCUUAGCACCUGCGGGGAAUGGCAAAUUGCUUUUAGGGAACUGGUGCAAAUCUGCCUUGUUUGCUGUCUGACAAGGAGGGCUUCUUGGCUGCUCACUUUUCACUGGCACGUUUCAGCACUGUAGCAAAAGGGCCAGUGUAGAUAUUGGAGCGUCAGAGCUCGCUCAGAGAGGCCAUAAGCGUCUCAGCCAGCCCUUCACCCCACGUGCACGUUGAACCUCAAACAUCUUGGGCCUGAUUCUCCAUUUGCCCUGCACUUCAUACAGUCACGUACGCCGCUGUAAAAUGCUGGCAGGUCAGCGUAGUUGCACUGUUGUAAAUGACUUCGUGGCAAACAGAGAAUCGCGCCCCUCAGUUUUAAACUCCCUUCUUCAUCCCUUUCCGUUUCCCUUGCAUCUGAACUUCUGGCUGCAACCAGAAGAGCCACGGGCACUGGUCUAAAGUGGAGUUACACAAGAGUAAACGUGGUGUGAAUGGAGAAUCUGGCCCAGAGCUUGUUCUUGCAGUUCUCUUUGCACGUGCCUCCCCCUCUCAAUCCCCCCCCCCCCCAUGUUUCAGAACCAAAGAGAAUCAAUAGCAGCUGGAGUUUCGAUUGCCUCUCUGACGAGCCAGUGAUGGGCCUGCUGUGUUAGGAGCACGCCGUGCUGAGAUCUGGCUGCCUGUGUUUUGUUAUAGGCUGCCAGAAACCUUCCCUUUCGCGCCGUGAACCCCAGAUGUUUAUCUCCCUUUCAAUACACAGAGCAGCCCUUUCGCAGCAUGCUGACCUCCGGCGAGCACAGUGCAAAGCAGUCGCCAGUGGUACUGACAUUGCCUUCCUCCCAAGGGCCUCCGAGCCGUUUGCACGCAGCAGGCCUCAUGCCCUCUCUGUGCCUUAUUUUACAGGCACAAAGUUUCAGAGCUAGGAAUGGGCCCCAGGAGUCCUGAUAUCCAGUUCCCUGGUCUGAGCAUGAGCGCAUCCUCCUCCCCCCCGCCCCGCUCACCCUACGGACUCCUCUCCUGUCCCGGCAGAGCAGACGUCCUGCUCAGCUACUUCAUUUAAUGCGAGGAGGAGAGUGGGGCAGGCGCUGGCUACGUGCUUGGGUAGGACACAUGCUCUGGGGGGCCGGGAACGAUCAGGUUCAAGUGUGGUGCUGGAUUGCUUAGCAGAUGAACUUGGGAGCCUCAGGUCCUUAAGCCAGCAAAGGGUCCAGAUGAGCAAGCCUUACUGGGCCAGGCAGGGAGGAGCUGGGCGGGAAGACCCUGCCAUGUCAGACCCCCACCCCGUGCCGCUCCCAGCUCAGCCUGCCCACGGGGGAGACGGCCUGUAUUUUCUUUCUGCGUUAGCACAUGGGAGUGAGUCUUUUUCCCGUGCCAGCGGCAUUGGGCCUGCUCUGCUGGGAUUCAAAGCCUCCUGUCUCUUGGCAGGAACAUGUCCAGCGCAGGCAGGAAGUCCACGUGGUGCUGGGGAAUGAAGCCUGCGAUCUGGACUCCACGGUGUCGGCGCUUGCCCUGGCUUAUUACUUGGCAAAGACCUCUCUGGAGUCCAAGGCGGCAUUUGUCCCCGUGCUGAACAUCCCCCGCUCAGAGUUCCCCUUGCGCACAGAGAGCGCCUUCCUCCUGCAGGAGCAGCAGAUCCCCGACAGCUGCCUGAUCUUCCGGGAUGAGAUCGACCUGCAUACGCUGCACCGGGCUGGCCUCCUCUCCUUGACGCUGGUCGACCAUCACAUCCUGCCGAGCGGAGACGCAGCCCUGGAGGAGGCCGUGAUCGAGGUGAUCGACCAUCGGCCCCUGGAGAGGGCGCCUCGGUGCCGGGUCACCGCGGAGCUGGUGGGCUCCUGCGCCACGCUGGUGACGGAGAGGAUCGUGCAGGGCCCAGCGGAGCUGUUGGACAGACAGACGGCCGCCCUGCUGCGUGGUACCAUAAUUCUGGAUUGUGUCAAUAUGACUCCAGAAGCUGGGAAAGUGACUCCCAAAGACACUCAGUACGUGGCCCUGUUGGAAUCCAAGUUCCCAGACCUCCCGGCGAGGAGCGUCCUGUUUGAGGCUCUGCAGACAGCCAAGUUCGAUGUGUCAGGGCUCACUACAGACCAGAUGCUGCGAAAGGACCUUAAGGUGCUGUCGAGUGAUGGGCUCGUUCUUGCCAUCAGUGCUGUGUACGUGACGCUGGAGGCCUUCCUGCAGCGGCCGGGCUUGCAGCAGGACCUGUGCGCCUUCUGCCAGCGGCACGGCUACGGCGGGUUGGUAGCCAUGACGAUCUCCUUCAACGAGCGGAACGAGCCAUUCCGGCAGCUCGCGGUGUACAGCCAGCAUGCGGCGGUGCGGACAGCGGUGUGUGGCGUUCUGGAGCACGCUAACAACCCGCCCCUGGACCUCUCCCCUCUGGGGAACCUCUACCCCAACAUCUGUGCCUACCACCAGGGCAACACAGUCGCAUCGCGUAAGAAAGUCCUCCCGAUCCUUAAAGACUUCCUAAGGGAGCGGGGCAUAACGGCUGGCCCCAUGCAUCCCGCGGACAAGGAUUCCUGUGGCACGACGAGACCGGAGCCGAAAGACUCCUCUGCCGGUUGUGGCGAAAGCGACGAGAACCCGGAGGACUCGGAUGUGGCUGGCGAAGCGGGUGCCCCGGAGUACGAGCCAAGGGGCAGGAGAGAUCCUGCCAGGUGCCCGAGGCUUGGGGAUGCCCUGCUGGAGGACGAUGCCCCAUUGCCUCCCACCCCCAUGAACAGCCUGGUGGAUGAGUGCCCUCUGGACAGGGGGCUGCCCAAGCUGUCGGCAGAGGCGAUCUUCGAGAAGUUCAGCCACAUCACGGUGGUGCGCCCCUCCGCCAGCAGCAGCCCCGAGAAGAAAUGACACCGGGGCUGGUGCCCGCUCGGGUUUCAGGGACGCGAUUGCAAUCCGCUCUGGGAUUAAACGAGCGGCCUCUUUCUGUGUGUGGACGAAACACGUCCAGCUGUCUCGCGGGGACGUGGACCCCGGCCUCUGCAAUAAAAGCCAGACGUAGGCGCUUUUGUCAGCGAUGCUCUGGAACUGACCUCCGUGGAGCUCCUUCUCCAGCGGGGGAUUUCAUAGGAAAGCCAAACCAAAAUGCCAGCAGAGUGGCACCCCCCAGUGCAAAGUGGAGCUGCACUUCAAAGGUACCCGGGGGCUUGAUCCUGGCUGGACUGUGCCCACAAGAACCACCUCUUUCUCUUACAGUGAUUUCUUUAAACCCUGCCCUGCCGCAGCCGCCUCUUGUGUCGCCGGGCCCUAGGUCAUGAGCAGUUGUGCCGUGUUAUGUGCAAGAACGCCCAGGUCCAGCAGCCCCUGAGUCCCAGUCCACGUUGUGUCCCAUUUCUGUGUGCACAGGCUUACCCCGUGCGUCCCCGUCGUUGGACUGACAUCGUGGGAGGGGAGAUCUCGGCCCCACUCUCGUUGAACCCUCUGUGGAUUUGGCAGCUUUGUUUCUAUCCAGAAUCCCCCUCGGGGAACAGCAAUAAAGGAGAGGAACUUCUCUCCCGUCUCCCCCGGCUCACGUGACCCAGUCAGCCGUCUUGCCUCCUGUGAGCCAUUGGGUCUGUCACGUACCUGCCUGACUGUGCAGCACCGUACGUAAAGGAAAACUCUUCCUUCCCAACUUCCCCGUUAUCUGUGGUCGUAAUUGUCCAAUCCCUUUGAAACCCUGGCUGGGUAACUUUGGAAACUGACCCCCGGGACAGGGAAUUCCAGCCAGCCGUCCAGGGGUUGUGUGAAGGGGUUUCUAGUGAUUGGUUCCUAAAGCUCUGCCCUGGAAAGCGACUGUGAAAGGGAGCUAGUCCCAGGGCCAGGACAAACUGGUUUGGGGUCCUGUUAGUGAACCGGGGCCAGCCUGGGGAGAGGGCUGGGGUCUCUCCUCGUUAGCCCCACGGAACCAGCCCAGGUCUGUGAGGAGGGGGCUCGGGUCUAUUCCUCCUUGUGCAUCAUCUAUGGAAUUGUUUCUAAUUUCCAGUUACAGGUUCUAUAGGGCUUUUUCGGUUGUUCCUCCCCCCACCCCGGGGUGGGUGCACAAGAAGGAAGGAGCCUGGCUUGACUUUUGGAGCCCUGGCUGAGUUUGCAGGGCUCACAAUGAGGAAAAAACUCCUCGGCGCUCAUGAAUUGGACGCGUUUGUUUCCGAGUCACUGAGAGGGAAUAACCCCCAAAUCUCAGGCUGCUGUCUUUACCGUCCUGCUGGAGAGUGAGCUACCCGUGCCUUGGCACGGUCCGACCUGCAGGUGGGGAAAUGGACCAUACAGAAUGCCCCAGUGCGUUUGUUCCUUCUCCCGAGGGGACUAGCAGGGGGUGUCUUUGACCCACAGCUUGGAUCAUUUUUACUGUCUCUGUUUAAUCCACUUUGAUUGGUAAAGCCAGUUGUGUUAACGCUACUGCUCCCCUUCCUGGGGACACGCACCUUGCAUAGUUCCCGUUGGAAAGUAGCCGUUAAUCUUUUGCUGAUAGUUGAAGGUGACGAAGGAGAUACUUUUCAGGUGGCAACUAUUCAUUAAACUAUCGAAGGGGCCACACUAUCAACUUGGCCUCUUUUGCUGUGAGCUCCCUUGAUUUCAGACACGGUUUCGUGUCUACGAUUCCGUGGGUUGGCAGUUCAGAUUGCUUGAGGCCUUGUCUACAUGGGAAAUUUGUACCACUUCAAGUUAAAUCGUUUUUUAACUAAUAUCGUUAAAUCAGUGCAAACCCCUGAGUGGGCUCUGAGGAGAGGAGGGGCUUAUUUCAGUUUAAUUUAAGCCUGUUCCCAAUUGACGUAAGUUAAACAAAAUCAGCCACGAGUAACGGAAAUCAGUUUCCACACGGGUUAUAUCCGUAUAUUGAUUUAAAUUCACACCUUAGAUUUAUGCCAGUGCAAAUGUUCCGUGUAGCCAAGGCCUUAAAUGAUUUAUGCUUGCCACCCCGCAGCUUCCAUUGUUCUCAGAGGGAUGGGUGUGAGAUUCCCCAUUAUCCUCAGCGGGUAGGGGAUGGGAGACAGCUCUUUAGUUAAUCUGGCCCCAAAGGAACACGUGGUCCCAUUUUAUUUAGGUACUUACAUAGGAACUGAGCCCUCUUGCAAACUUGGCCCCAUGGCCUGGACUCUGUCUGCAAAUCAGGAGUUCAAGCAGCAAAUUGACCUAAAUUGCAGGUUGGUACAAUUGGGCCUGCAAAAACCAGAAAAUCUGGCCUCGAAAUCUCUUCCAGGCUCCGUUCCUUGGAAAUGGCCCUUGUCCGCCACCCUGCUGGUGCUUUUGUUGUUAAGGACGGACUUUCAUGCUGGGGCGGUGGUUCUGGUGCACCUGGCACCCAGGAACUGGCGUUCUCCAGAAUUGUCAUUCUGGGCUCUCAUGUGAUAACCGCAAUGGCCUGUGACUCCUAAAAAGGACUCAGGUACUGACACUGCAGGUUAGCAAGUAACCGCAUGUGCCCCCAAGCCAGGUCCACUCUGCGGGGGCACUUGCAUGAAGGCGACAAACUUCCUGACCCCAUAGUCCGACAGCUAUGUAACCCCAUAGUCUGUGGUGGCUGUCAAUAAGCCUUGGGUGCUAAAACCCCAGACACGUUCCUCAGUGUGUCAUGAAUUCCCCUCCUCCCUUUCGUCUUGUGAAUCAUCUAACCUCUGUACGUCUCUAUGGUACGUGCACCCUAGAGAGACUCUCUGGUGGCGGAGCCCUGAACGUCCUACACUACUGUCUGUGUCUGUCCAUAUGUCCCACAAGCAAAGGCUCAAACAGGUGGGUCUGGGAGCUGCACUGACGGAUGAGGUCGAUACCCGGAAAUGAAUGCUGCGUCUGAAUCCCUCUCCACUUUGUAGCUGUAAUGCUGUCUCUACGAAAGCAACGUGCAUCCUUAUUUAUGGAGGAUACCUCGAGAGGUUCAGGCUCAGAGGCUGUCGGUCCUGCACCUUGCACCAGAAAUAAGACAGAACCAGGUGUGAUCUCCCUCUUUGUGUGUAUUGUAGUGGCAUGCAGGAGCCCCAGUCAUAGACCAAGACCCCAUGGUGCUAGGUGCUGUAAAAACACAGAACAGACAAUCUGUGCCCUAAAGAGCAGGGAAGCAGAAAGGCCCUGGAAGGUUUAACAAAAGCUUUAGUAUCUGCGAGGUACAAUUGGAUGCUAGAGUUGGGGGUGACAUUACAUAGCCCUUUUUGAACUAGUCUUUGCAGCACCCCUCUGGGUGAGUGUGGUCAUUAUACCUGCUGUGCAGCUGGGGGAAAGUGAGGCACAGCGGGGGACGUGUCCUGCCAUCAGCGAGUUGGUGUCUACUGGGGUAUGAUUCAGGAGCUCCCAGCUCAGGCUGCCCCACAUGGUAAUCAAAGGAACCAGAAUGCAUUUGCAAUCUGUGGGGUUAAAGAAAAUCUGCUUUGGGGUGAGGGGUUAGGGAAGGGAGAUAUUGAACUUGUGGGGGAGUAGGGUAGGGAAACUCUCAGUUCUAUCAGAGCUGGGGUUUAAUUCACCCUUGCGCAGGGAGAGGGGAGCAGCACCAAGGUUAAUGCAUCAUAUAAGCCAGCAAAAUUGGCCUCCACGCCCUGAUUUAGGAAAGCAUCCCUAUUUGGGAAGGGUGCUUAAAGUUAAACACAUGCUUCAGUGCUUUCCUGAAUCAGGGUUGGAUAUGUCUUUGGAGGGGGGUGUCAAUUUCACUCUGGAUGCAGGCUCCUGUUAAUCUGGGUAUCAGCUGAAGUAAUAUACAGUAUGUAAUCAAAAUAAGAUGAGAAGCAGCUUUAUUUAAAUGGAGGGGACUGAGGCACAGGGAAGAGAAUGCGGUUUGAUUUUUCAUCCAAUGUAGCAUUGUAUAAAUCACAUUUUAGCAAGAGAACCCAUGAGAACCUCAGAGUCGUCGCAGUGGGUCCAUAAGCCUUUCUGUUCCAGUCUCGGCAAGCCCAUCUGAAGCAGGAUGAGACGCUGUUCUCGGCUGGCAGUGCUUUCUGAUGGUCAAGUUUUGUUAUUUAAAAAAAAAAACGGAUUUGAUAUGGUAAUUUCCCUUCCAACACUUUUGUGGUGUUGUGUUUUUACUUAGGCCACCGGUCUACUAAAAUAUGCUAUGUUUCAAAAUUAAUUUCAGAAUUGUAUGAAAAGAGAGAAAUACUACGUAACCAAAGUUUUUUGUUUUUGUAAUUCUGAUGAUCUUGCAUUUUAAGGAUUAAAUGUGUGUGCUUUCCUGA
Molecule: messenger RNA, 9602 nt
Organism: Chrysemys picta bellii (western painted turtle)
Lineage: Eukaryota; Metazoa; Chordata; Testudines; Emydidae
Source: RefSeq, a predicted model, not a curated record